Molecule: messenger RNA, 213 nt
Organism: Striga hermonthica
Lineage: Eukaryota; Viridiplantae; Streptophyta; Magnoliopsida; Lamiales; Orobanchaceae
Source: the annotation of a GenBank genome assembly
AUGUCGGCACUCUUCAAUUUUCACUCAUUCUUGACUGUGGUGUUGUUGGGCAUAUGUGCCUGCACAUACGUUAAGAUGCAUUUUCCGGCACUUUUGGAAGAAAGGACGGGGUUUCGAGGUGUAUUCUGGAAGGCUGCUAGAAUAGGAGAAAGACUUAGCCCUUGGGUAGCUAUCGGGUGCUUCGCAAUGGGGAUCUCAAUAAUCUUCUUCUGA